AUGGGGAAAGAAAUGAGCCGAGCGAAGUUCAUCAUACCAGAACCUCAACCUUCUUUGAGCAUUGUUGGGAUCCUCCGGGAAGCCCUCAAAGUUACCAUUAGAAAUGGGAAGGUCAUGAUGUCAAUCUUGCUUCCUGUGUUUAUUUCUCUCUCUCUAUUGGCAGUGGGUGCUCAUCUAGCAUCAGUGCCGAUAUUGACAGAUUUAUUGUCCAAGAUGGCACUUGUGACCCAGGAAGAGGAACCAGUCAGGGGUGAAGUUGCUGAAACUUUGGGGCUAGGUAUUGUUAAAGAUGUUCGGAGGUUGCUGGUGCUGCAAUUGGUAGUGCUGGUUUUUUCAUGUGUCGUCUUACUGAAUUUCUCGGUGGCUACAAUAUCCUCUUCUUUUGAAGCCUACACCGGGAAAAUCUUGAACCUUAAAGAUAUGCUUUUAACAAUCAGAAAAAGUUGGAAAAGGGCCAUUGUCACUACUUUUUUUAUGACAAUCAUCUUUUUGUCAAUCAUGGCACUCAUCUUGAUCUUACUCGGGUUUGUCUGGGUGAUGAGUAAGGGUGUUUAUCUGAUUCUUCUAACCGUUGCUGUGGUCAUUCUAGGCACAUGUUGUUAUGUUUAUAUUGCCUCUGUUUGGAUGUUGAGCAUGGUGGUUUCAAUAGUAGAAGAUGAUUCGAGUGGGCUAAGGGCCAUUGACAGAGCUGGAGAGCUCAUGAAAGGCAAAAGGAUUCAAGGUUGUGUCAUAAUGCUGCCCUUAACUCUCAUUAUUGGAGCCAUUUAUAGGACACCUUUAGGCAUGAUCGAAAAGAUUGACAAAAUUACUUUUACACCUAUGAUCAUCAGGAUUGCUGGCAUUUGGUUAAUCUGUGUGGUGAAACUCUUCAUGUUUGUGGUGUACAGUGUCUUCUACCAUGAAUGUAAAAAGGCUAAAGAUGAAUUGGGUUGGUAUGCUCCUGUUGCUCCUGAAGAAGCUUAG
Messenger RNA from Cornus florida, 963 nucleotides. RefSeq lists its product as uncharacterized. The record is from RefSeq and is a predicted model, not a curated record. The coding region runs from base 1 to 963 and encodes 320 amino acids. Lineage: Eukaryota; Viridiplantae; Streptophyta; Magnoliopsida; Cornales; Cornaceae. The transcript has a single exon.